AUGGCUUUGGACUUGAGAGUAGGGAAUAAAUAUCGGAUAGGAAGAAAGAUCGGUUCAGGCUCCUUUGGAGAUAUUUAUCUUGGCACGAACAUUAUUAACGGUGAAGAAGUAGCCAUCAAACUAGAAUCAAUUAAAGCCAAACAUCCACAGCUCGAAUAUGAAGCCAAGGUCUACAAGACUCUUGCUGGUGGGGUUGGAAUUCCGUUCGUCCGCUGGUUCGGAGUCGAGUGUGAUUAUAAUGCGAUGGUAAUCGAUUUGCUCGGACCAUCAUUGGAAGAUUUGUUUAAUUUCUGUAAUCGCAAAUUUACACUAAAGACAGUGUUGUUAUUGGCUGAUCAAUUGAUUUCUCGUAUCGAAUAUAUCCACUCUAAAAAUUUUAUCCAUCGUGAUAUUAAACCCGAUAACUUUCUCAUGGGGAUUGGCAAAAGAGGCAAUCAAGUAAAUGUCAUUGACUUCGGUCUAGCGAAGAAGUACCGAGAUCCAAAGACGCAUUUGCACAUUCCUUAUAGAGAAAAUAAGAAUCUUACUGGAACAGCUAGAUAUGCUAGUAUUAAUACCCAUUUGGGAGUUGAACAAUCUCGCCGUGAUGAUCUCGAAUCGCUUGGUUAUGUUAUGAUGUACUUCUGUCGGGGCUCACUUCCGUGGCAGGGACUCAGAGCAGCCACCAAGAAACAAAAAUAUGAUCGUAUCAUGGAAAAGAAGAUGACUACACCCACAGAACUUUUGUGCCGCGGAUUCCCGAACGAAUUCGCUAUUUACUUGAAUUACACUCGGUCACUUCGUUUUGAUGAUAAACCCGAUUAUAGUUAUUUGAGAAAGCUUUUCAGGGAUUUGUUUGUGCGAGAGGGAUACCAGUAUGACUAUGUAUUUGAUUGGACGAUCUUUAAAUAUGAAAAAGAUGGCAAAGGCAAUCAAAUACCUAUCGACACUGACCCUAACGAACACGCCGAAGAAGACGCCAAGAAACGUGUCGUAUCCUCUCGGCAACCGUCAGGUCAGCUAGUCAAUGAUCCUACUUCAUCAUCUACACUUCGUCGUGCAGCAAAACAACCGAUCCAAUCCGCCCCCAUUGCUGCCGGUCGCCCAUCCGGGAUCUCUGCUACAGGUGCAGGUGCAUCUCGAGUGGCGCCGGGUACAAGAAGAAAGACAUCAACUCAAGAGGCUGUAAUGGAGCAGCAAAGGGUUCUUGGAGGAGAGAGAGGGCUUCGUAAUGUAGCAAAGAACCAGCCACCGAAUUACAUGAAUACUUUUCGAGUUAGAAAAGACGAUCCAGCCGGAAGCAGUGGGCAAUGGUAUUGA
This is a messenger RNA of Paraglomus brasilianum, 1299 nucleotides long. The record is from the annotation of a GenBank genome assembly. Lineage: Eukaryota; Fungi; Glomeromycota; Glomeromycetes; Paraglomerales; Paraglomeraceae.